AUGUCGACCGAAUACAACUAUGACGAACAGGGCCAGUUCUUCCCCUUCUUCUUCGUCACGGUAGCUGGUCUGGUCACGCUACCAGUGACAUAUUCUCUUCUCAAGCCCAGCAAAGCGACGCGAAUCGAAUCGUCCUACACGCCCGAACAUGCAGAUCUCAUCGACGGACACAGGAGACGGCAAAAGAGGAGGGAGCGCAAGAUCAAGCGAAUGAUUGUCGCUGGUGUCGGAUGGACCACAAUUGCUCUGAUGGUCUACCUCAUGGCUGUGACCCAGCGCAGCACACCCAAGAUCUGGGAUCCUUAUGAGAUUCUGGGAAUCCCAAUGUCUUCGACCGAGAAGCAGAUCCAGAGCCGCUACCGCCGAUUGUCAGUUACCAUGCAUCCCGACAAGGCCGUGCCUGAUGCGGCAAAGAACGAAACUCUCGAAAGUGUCAACGAGCGCUGGGUUGAGGUCAUCAAGGCCUACAAGGCUCUCACGGAUGAGGAUGUGCGCAGAAACUUUAUCGAAUACGGAAACCCGGACGGCAAGCAGAGCACCAGCUUCGGCAUUGCUCUUCCUCAGUUCUUGAUUACUGAGGGCAACGGAAAGUACAUCUUGCUCGUCUACGGCGCUUUGUUGGGUAUCCUGCUGCCAUACUUUGUGGGUAGCUGGUGGUACGGAUCGCAAAAGGUUACACGCGAGAAGAUUUUGGUUAACAGUGCUGGCAACAUGUUCAAGGAGUUCAGCGAGCGCAUCGACGACCACGGUGUUGUCAAUUUGCUCAGCUCGGGUGUUGAAUUCGAGACGCUUCUUCACGGCCACAAAGCUGAUGCUGGAACUGGACAACUCGAGAAACGUCUACUUCAAGAGGCUCGUGUUCUGACAGAAAAGGAUCGUCGCUUCUUGCAAGACAUGGACGACACUGUGCGUCGCAAGACUCUUGCACUCCUCUGGGCUUACCUGGCUCGUGUUGAGCUUGACGACCAGACCUUGAACGACGAAAAAUACCAGCUCGCCCCUACCGCUCUCACACUGAACGAGGCCUUUGUCUCUGUCUGUCUAGCCUAUGGCUUCACCAACCCCGUCCUCGCAUCCUACCGCACUUCGCAAAACCUGAUUCAAGCUGUUGCUCCCGAAUCGCCUCCUCUCCUCCAACUUCCUCACUUCAACGAGAAGGUCGUCAAGGCAGUCGAGGACCAACUUGAUCAACGCAGCCACCUGAACAUUCAAACCUUCAUGAACUUCCCCGACGCUCGUCGCCGUGAACUCGCAACCUCUGCCGGUCUCUCGAACGCUCAGCUCGACACUGCCAUCAGCGUUGCCUCUCAGCUUCCCCGUCUGGUCAUCGAGCGUACUUUCUUCAAGGCCCGCUUCAUCCCUCCCGGCACUCGCAACAUCCCCGACGUCCACCCUUCAGACCUCGAAGACAUUGACCCAGAUGAGACCGACACCAAAGCCAACUCACGCCCCGACCCUGCCGAGCAAAAGCAACACCAACCCCCUCUCGCCCACGCUCCCCACUUCUCUCGCGACCACUCUCCCCGCUGGCACCUGUUCCUCGCCGACGCACGACAAGGCAAGGUUGCCGUGCCACCAUUCACCUUUACCACUUUCGACAAGCCUAUUCUUGAUGAGUCUGGCAAGCCUACCUUCAACGUCCAGACUCUGAAGAUGCAGUUCCAAGCCCCUCCUCAACCCGCGCACUACAAAUUCCAGAUGCACCUUGCGUGCGACAGUUACAUUGGCUUUGACGACAAGAGAGAUGUGAUUCUCUCCGUCGAAGACCCGAGUUCGAUUGAAGAGGCCGAGUGGGAGGAUGAGGAUAUCUCUGAGCCUGAAGAAGACUCGAUUGCAGGACAAAUGGCCACUCUGCGCGGCGGCGCUACCAAGAAAGCCACAAGCCCGAAGAUCAAGCAGGCCAAUGACGAUAGUGAUGAAGAGAGCGGAACGGAUGAGGAGGAAGAGACGGAAAGUGAGACGGAUACAGACACUGAUACCGAUGAAGAGUAG
Messenger RNA from Aureobasidium musti, 1992 nucleotides. Lineage: Eukaryota; Fungi; Ascomycota; Dothideomycetes; Dothideales; Saccotheciaceae. The record is from the annotation of a GenBank genome assembly.